GCGCAUCGGCAGAGCAACACAUAAAAAGGGCUUGUUCCGUUUCUCUGAAUCUUAGAAAUGGCCAACGGAAGUCCCAACGACACUGAAUCUUUCCUUCAGAUUCCGCCAAUAAAGUUCUCCAAGCUUUUUAUCGACGGCAAGUUCGUCGAUGCCGUUUCAGGGAAAACGUUCGAGGUAGUUGAUCCGAGAAGCGGGGAGGCGAUAGCAAGAGUUUCGGAAGGAGAUAAAGAGGACGUUGAUUUGGCUGUGAAGGCGGCUCGUCAAGCUUUCGACCACGGCCCUUGGCCUCGUAUGUCCGGCUCUGAGCGUGGAAGUAUAAUGAUGAAGUUUGCAGAUCUAAUUGAAGAAAAUAUAGAAGAAUUAGCUGCACUGGAUACCAUUAAUGGGGGCAAGCUAUUCAGUCAUUGCAAGGUCAUAGACAUCCCAGCUGCAGCGAAGAUUCUUCGUUACUAUGCAGGUGCAGCCGAUAAAAUUCAUGGAACAGUCUUAAAAUUGUCAAAGGGACUUCAAGGCUACACUCUGAGGGAACCCAUAGGGGUAGUGGGAAGUAUAAUUCCCUGGAAUUUCCCCACUCUCAUGUUCUUCACGAAAGCUGCCCCGGCAUUAGCCGCCGGCUGCACGGUGGUAAUCAAGCCUGCCAAGCAGACUCCGCUUUCCGCCCUUUAUUAUGCUCAUCUCGCCAGCCUGGCUGGCAUCCCAGACAGAGUGCUGAAUGUUAUAAACGGAUUUGGAGAAACUGCUGGAUCUGCCAUUAGCUCUCAUAUGGACGUUGAUAAGUUGAGUUUUACAGGUUCUACUGAAGUUGGACGUAAGAUAAUGACAGCAGCAGCAGCAAGCAAUCUGAAACCUGUGUCACUGGAAUUGGGAGGCAAAUCGCCUCUAAUAAUAUUUGAAGAUGCCGACAUCGACGAGGCUGUAGAUAUUGCUUUCUAUGGCUUGUUUUACAACAAAGGAGAAGUUUGUGUGGCGGGCUCUCGUGUUUAUGUUCAAGAAGGAAUUUAUGAAAAAGUUGAGAAGAAACUGGUAGAGAAAGCAAAUUCAUGGAUCGUUGGGGACCCUUUUGACCCUCGAGUUAAUCAAGGACCCCAAACUGGUAAGAAGCAAUUCCAGAAAAUUCUGUCGUACAUCGAGCACGGAAAACGAGACGGAGCUAUGUUGUUAACAGGGGGGAAGCAAAUCGGCAACAAGGGAUUCUACGUUGAGCCUACCAUAUUUAGCGAUGUUAAGGAAGACAUGACCAUAGCGAAAGAAGAAAUCUUUGGUCCCGUGAUGUCAUUGAUGAAAUUCAAAACAAUGGAGGAAGCAAUAAAGAGGGCAAACGACACAACGUAUGGAUUGGCAGCAGGGGUGAUAACCAAUAACUUGAACGUGGCUAACACGGUAUCGAGAUCGAUCCGAGCGGGUACUAUAUGGAUAAAUUGUUACACCAGAUUUGAUCUGGAUUGCUCUUAUGGUGGGUACAAGAUGAGCGGCUUUGGCAAGGAUUUUGGUCUGGAUGGACUUCAUCAGUAUCUCCAGAUCAAGUCCGUCGUUUCUCCCAUUCACGAUUCUCCCUGGCACUAAUUGUUUAGAACCGGAAAUGGUUUAAUAAUAAUUUAAUCUUGUUUGUGACAUUCUGCUUUGAUUUUCAUAAUAAUAUUUGUCUACUCUUGAUGA
Messenger RNA from Hibiscus syriacus, 1656 nucleotides. Its product is annotated as aldehyde dehydrogenase family 2 member C4-like. The record is from RefSeq and is a predicted model, not a curated record. NCBI's taxonomy places the organism in Eukaryota, Viridiplantae, Streptophyta, Magnoliopsida, Malvales, Malvaceae. Bases 58 to 1563 code for a protein of 501 amino acids. The transcript is spliced from 9 exons. Gene Ontology annotation, molecular function: aldehyde dehydrogenase (NAD+) activity.